Aegilops tauschii subsp. strangulata is the source of this 5615-nucleotide messenger RNA. The record is from RefSeq and is a predicted model, not a curated record. NCBI's taxonomy places the organism in Eukaryota, Viridiplantae, Streptophyta, Magnoliopsida, Poales, Poaceae.
UUUUACUAAGUUAUUAUUGUUGUUGCAACGCUAUAAAACUGCUACUAUUACUGUUACCGUUACUAUUGCUACUGUUACCAUUGCUAUCAAACCAUCAUACUACUGUGCUAUUGAUCACUCUGCUGCAGAUAUUUAGUUCUCCAGGUGUAGUUGAAUUGACAACUCAACUGCUAAUACUUGCGAACAUUCUUUGACUCCCCUUGUGUCGAAUCAAUAAAUUUGGAUUGAAUACUCUACCCUUAAAAAUGGUUGCGAUCCCCUAAACUUGUGGGUUAUCAGAUAUUUUAAUGUUGGUUUGGUAAGUGGAACAAAUUUGAAGUGGUAGUGGUUGUUAUGAAGAGUACUAAUUACCCAGUAACUUGCAUGCCUAAGCUUACAAUGCGUGCUUUAUUUGUUUAUAGUAUUGAAUUUCUUAAAUUGGUUUUAUGCAAAACGCGGCCAUGACAGCAUAAUUGUUGUCGCGUGGUUAUAUAUUUUUUAAUUUGCAUGCCUAAGCUUUCAAUGACGGGCGCUUUAAUACACCCGCCACUGCAACAAGAAUAAACAAUGGCGGGCACAUGCAUGUUGCCCACCACUGUAGAGACUCUAUCAGUGGCGGGCGCCGUCCGCCACUGAUGCGAUUAUAAUAGUGGCAGGCGCUCCUGGCAGCCUGACCCGCCACUGCUGGCAUUUUUGCGGCCGCUACUGCUAGCCGUUCCUGUAGUAGCGGCAGGCAAACAAAUAGAUUUUGUUUUCAAGGCCUUAGAGCAUAUCUAGCAGACCCCGCAUCCCGCCGACCCGCAAAACACGUUUGUAGUUCGUGGAAAAACGGCUUUGCGGGCCGACACGGACGGCCGCAGAUGCAGACCCCGCAUAACAAACCCGUAAAAAAUUCUUUCCCGUGUCUUCUUCUUCCUCUCGCCUGUGUUCAUAGUCAGCUCCCAUCGUCCAUGGUAGUCGCCGAAUCGAUCCAAGAGGCAGCUCCUCCGUUGCCGGAUGGAUCCAGGAGCUAGCUAGCUAUUCCAUGGCCGGCUGGAUCGAUGAGCUUGCGAGCUACUCCCUCAACGUUCGUGGCCGGAUGGAUCGAGGACCUUGCUAGCUAGCUAGCUAGCUUGCUCGUUCGUGGCCGGAUGGAUCAGUAGCUUGCUAGCUAGCUCGUUCGUGGCCGGGUAGCGGUAAACGGCGAGUUUCCGGCGAGAUUCCGGCGAGUUCCGUGGCAGCAGCGGUAAACGGCGAGUUUCCGGCGAGUUCCGUGGCGGAAGGUCACCGGAGCACGUGUGCGCACGGCGGAAUUUCCUUGUCGCGUAGCGUUGACUGGUUUGCAGUUCCCCUUAUAUUUUGCCUCCAAAUCUGCAAAAUUAAGGGUCGUGGGGAUGAAUUCCCAGGGGCCUGCAAAAAUUUUACGGGUUUGACCGCUUUUGCGGGUUCUAUUCGGGACAUUUUUUGACACCACGAAACUGCAAACGCGAAUUUUUGCGGAUUUGACCGCUUUUGCGGGAUCUGCUAGAGAUGCUCUUAGGCAUAGGGAUUCUGCCACAACGACCUUGCGUACCUAGCUUGUUUCGUACCUUUGCUUCAAGGAUAAAAACUUUAUAGGUCAACCAUAACGAUUACUCUCCAUCAGGCAUCAGCUACCAGACUCAAAAUGAAGUAAUUUUUUCUUUAGAUAAGGAAGAAUAUUGAUGAACCAAAGAUUAAAAAAAAAAUCCGCGAGAGCUCCAAAAAAGGAUAGCCUCUGCCGUAGAACACAAUUUCGCUCGCCGUACCGGAGAAAAGGAGAAAAGUGAUGCUCAAUUUCUCGAGCACUACAACCAGCCAGUCAUCUAUGAUGCAUGCAAGUAACUCGCAUCGGAUAAGUUCGGACAAGAGAGUAACUUGCAUGCUGAUACUGGAUUUGUUUUGGCCGUAGUGAUCAAAAUGGUUACGAAUACAGAUGAGCUAGCAUUUCUUUAUUCUUUUAUUAUAUGAACUUGAAUUGGUUGUGACCCCUUGUUAGUUGGGCUUUUUUCUUGCGGGUGCUUGUUAGUUGGUUUGUCGUUGACAGAACAAGUCUAAACUCCACAGCACGAUGCGAUGCUAAAAGUCAUGGUGUGCCAUCUAGUAGUUACGAGAAUAGAGCGAACCAACUCGUGGUUGGAUGGUUAGAGGGACUGUGGUAUCCCCAGCUCACCAGGGUUCAAAUCCUGAUGCUCAUAGGGGUAGGAUGUGUGUGCGUGCGUUCAUAGGGGUGAGUGUAUGCGCGUGUAUACGAGCGUUUGCGUCUGUACUGUGUUCAAAAAAAAAAAUUACGAGAGUAGAUAUCUUGUGUAGAAUAUUGUGUCAUGGCCAUGGGGGUCAUACGAAAAGUUUGGGAUAGUCUAAAGGGGACAUUUCUGAUUCCGUUUUGCGCCGCACCCUCUUGUUUCUAUGCCGGGGCCAAUUAAGUGUUUUGCACAUCCAUGCCAUCAUUCCCAGUCUAUCACAUGUGUCUUGUGAUUUUGACAUAUGAUAUAUGUAUAUGAGAGGUACAAUGUAUUUUUCACUUGAAUUACUUACUUAAAGACUUGAUCAACCAUGACCCAACAUAUGGACCCAUCAUGAUCGCAUCUUCAAGUUAUAUUUAAUAUUCUUCUCUUUAAUCAUCCUUUCAAGAUUUGAUCCAUCAUGGCUCAACUCUUUAGCCCAAGCAUGACAACCUCUGAGAUCCUCCAGUGAACUCUAUCUUGAUCAUAGUUGAUUCAAUCUUUGAAUUCAAUCUUAAUGCAUAACUAGAAUAUUGAUGAACCAAAGAGGAGGCAGAAUAUUGAUGAACCAAAGAACGAAAAAUUCUGCGAGGGCUCCAAAAAGGGAUAGCCUCUACCACAGAAAACAAUUUCGCUCCUUGUACCUGAGAAAAGGAGAAAAUUGAUGCACUACAACCAGCCAGCCAUCUAUCAUAAAAGUAUCUAGCUUUGCAUCACCGAACGUGAAUCAAGUCGCGGCCAUAGAAAACACAAGUUCCUCCUUAGAUGUGUAUGUUUUAAAAGGCGUCUUGAUUGUAGAAGACAUAGUGCAUCUUGACCGUGCUAACAAAAUUUGUCUAGUUUGCUCCUGUCUGCUCCCUUCUCACGUUGCCUAACACCCCUCCUACAAUCUUCAAUCCUUGCUAGCCAAGCCAGAAAAAAAUCCAACAAUAGUACCUCUAUUUGUGCCAAAGCUCAUCGAAUCUUGUAAGCGAACUUUUUUUUUCUCCGAGAGCACACAAAUCAUGUGCCUUGGAUUUAUGGAAGACAGGGGGUAAAAUAAAAGAAAUUUAGGCAAGUUCCCACCCUGCCCCGAUGAGAAGCAAACACCACUCCAACUCGAAACACACACAAUACAACUCCAAGGCACCAGGUCAUGUCCUACACCUACCAACAAAGCCGCUUGUCGACAAACGGUGAUCACCUCCAAAGAGCAACAACUCGGAACGACUAUCCUUGUCGAGGCACCAACCAUCCUCGAGUGCCUAAAAAGAGUUGGCAGGUGGAUGUCGUGACUCAGACAGACCCAAGAAAGUCAUCGUCCUGGGCUCACCUGCGACUGUGUACAUAGUGCUCCUGAUGAACAAUCCAGAACAAGGAGCACCAAAGGAAUGCUAAACCCGUGUCUCGACAAACAAUGCUCCCAAAAAAGGAACGAUCGACAAACGACGGUCACCUCCAAAGAGCAACAACUCCAAACGACUAUCCUUGUCGACGCAACAACCAUCCUCGAGGGCCUAAAAGGAGUUGGCAGGUGGAUGUCGUGACCCAGACAGCCCCGAGAAAGUCAUCGUCUUGGACUCACCUAUGACGGUGUACAUAGCGCUGCUGAUGAACAAUCCAGAACAUCGGGGAGCACCAAAGGAAUGCUACAUAGAACCUCCAAGCCGUGUCUCCACAAACAAUGCUCCCAAAAGAGGAAGGACGCUGGCAUUGGCUAUCCGUAAGUGGACCUAAGGUUUUGCCCGGAGACAACCAACCAAGCAACCAAGUAAUAGAGAGCGGGGAGCGGACACACCAUAGCGACACCUUCUAAGGAGGGGAACGACACGUGGAGGCUGGCACUGACCGGUCAGCGUAUUAAUUUGUACUCCCUCCGUUCAUAAAUAUAAGUUCUUUUAGAGAUUCCAUUCCUAUAUAGACUACAUACGGAGAAAAAAUAAGUUUUAAAAAUAUGUCUGUAUACAUCUGAAUGUAGUCCAUGUUAAAAUCUCUAGAAAGACUUAUAUUUAGAAAUAGAGGGAGUAUUAAGCAUGGUUAAACUUCUCAAAUAAUAAGUGCCACACGUGUGGCACGAAGCAUUCAGGCCCUGACAUUUUUUACAAAUAGAAGUUGCCAUCCGAAAAGAAGAAAAAACAAACGUAUGUUACUUUCACUAUGAGUAGUCUCAAACUCAAUGGUCAAACUCAAAGAUGAAUAAAAAAAAAAUUAGGGGAGCACAUCGUUUGUCGAGAAGAGAAGAAGAAGCAUGAAGAGGUGGGCUUAAAGUGGAUGAUGGGCCGGUGGGCGAUAAAAAGAAUGAAUAGCUCGUCCGCUUCAGUGUGGUGAGCGUUGGUGGUGGCGGCGCAGCGCAGCGCAGGGAAAGGAAGCAAGAAGAAGGGCGACGAACCCUAGCUCUGGUCGGACGGAAUCCCCUGUCCUAGCUAGAUCCACAGGUGAAGCUGAUGGCUGCUGUGCUCCGAUCUCCGCGGCGAGGCGGUUGGCCGGCGAGCUGCCGGCGGCUGAGAUGGGGCUCCACCGCCUCCCUCUGCACUCCCAGCUCACCCUUUUGCCCAAUGGAAGCUCGGUUCUGAGUCCUCUUGUGCUGCAGGCCAAUGUUUGGAGCGCCUCAUCUGCUCCUCGCUCUGCCCCCUCUUCUCUGACCAAGGCUAAGGCGGCGAUGGAGAGCGCCAUUCGCCCGUCAUUCAUCCCGCGUCACACAGUGUCCACCUCUUUCGGCCGCGCCGCCUCAAAGCCUCUGUGCAAGACCAAGGCGGUGAUCGAGAGCACCCUUCUACCACAACUCAUCCCGCGCCGCACAAUGUCCUCCUCCUCCGGUCGCGCCGCCUCUCAACCAGCCGACAAGUUUUGCUUUUACCUGAGGGGCGCGAGGAUGACAGCUAUGCAAGAACCAGGCUCAAAGGAACUUAGCAUGAUAAUUUUCGUGAGAAGUGAAGAAGAAUCGUUGAAUGAUUUCUGGUAUUUCAUGAGUGUGGUAAAGAAGAAUGAGGUUCAGCGUGCAAAGGAGAUGGAAUACAGACAUAUGCAGUCCAGAUACGAUAAGGAAUGGGAAAAGGUAGAAAAUCAGCCAUGGUUCCGGAAGUUGGAGAACCUCCAAGAUCACCUUUCAAACAAGGCUUGGGUUUUAAUUCCUGGUGGCUUACUGCUUGCCGGCCUGGGGGAGUCCUCAGACUGGAAGCUGCUAAGAGGCCCACACGCACCACCCCCUGGACCUGGAGAGGAGGCCCCUUUCGAGAAGAAUCCUGUAGAGGACAUGUUAUAAGCCUUGAAACUGUGGGGGGUAUGAAGAGGAUCGGAGGUCAUGACAAGCCUAGUAGGGCUAAGAAACUUGUAAAGUUUAAUUGGUUUCGUAAGAUUUGAUUCUUAGUUUCUUUGCUGUGACAAGGAGGGUACCUAUAUCUCGGUUGUUGCUGAAAUUAACCAAACUUUGAGCCA